GGAAAAACUCACCAUCCCCCCAGGCUAGCUCAAACUUUCUGGACCAGCCUCCAUCCUACUGUGAGUGAGUGUGUGUGUCUGCACAGACAUUCACUAACCAGUUUGUGAGUCCAGAGAGAGAGAGAGAGAGAGAGACCAGUACUAAGGAGAAGGCAGGAGAGUGAAGAGCAUGCCGCUAUACAGGAGCCACAACUGAGACUGAGACAUCGGCCCCCACAAGCCUCUGACAAGCACCAGCAGAAGAAGCAAACAACGUUGAGACGCACAGGCUGUCUUCACACAUAGCUACAGGUGCAACAGUGACACAGCCGUCAGCUGUAGAGGAACGGAAGAAGAGAAGAGUAAACAAGUAACUGACCAUGGGGCCCAGAGCUUUAUGUCUGUUUGUCCUGCUUGGGCUGUCUGUCUGGGGCAGCAGUGAGGGCCUCAGAUCCCCCAUUCUGACCCGGAGGCGGAGGGCUCCAGAGGACACAGGAGAACCACCCAAAAAGUGCUCGUACACCUUCCUGGUCCCUGAGCAGAAGAUCACAGGGCCCAUCUGCGCCAGCCGGGGCCUACACACGGACAAGGAUCGCGUGACCCGCCUGGACGUGGCGGCAGUGAGGGACCUGCUCUCCAAACAGAGACGGGAGAUGGACAACCUGAAGCUGGUGGUGGAUGUGGACGGGAACAUGGUGAACGAGAUGAAGCUGCUGAGAAAGGAGAGCAGGAACAUGAACUCCAGGGUGACCCAGCUUUACAUGCAGCUGCUUCAUGAGAUCAUCAGGAAGAGAGACAACUCUCUGGAGCUGGCUCAGCUGGAAGGACGCAUUCUCAACGCCACGGCAGAGUCCCUACGUCUGGCCGCCCGCUACCGCGACCUGGAGGUCCGCUACGCCACGCUCUCUGCCAUGGUCAACAACCAGUCGGUUCUGAUUGGUGCCCUGGAGGAGCGCUGUCUACAGGUGUACGGCCGGCGGCAGGAGCAGCCUCCUCAGGGCCCACCGCUGGUACAGGUAGUGCCGGAGAACAUACCGGUUAGCAUCCCAAGGUUCACCAACGAGAUCCAGAGGGACCAUAGCCGGGCGUUCCCCAGAGACAGGAGCUCCCGAGUGGGGCCGGCACCCACAGGAGGCACCCUGGAGCUCCGGACGGCUCCGCAGGGCAACUUCAGUGCAGAGGGUCCUUUCAGGGACUGUCUUCAGGCGCAGGAGGCUGGCCAUGGCACCAGCGGUAUGUACCUGUUGAAACCUGAUGAGGCAGAGAGGCCCAUGCAGGUGUGGUGUGAGCAGGGCCUGGACAACGGAGGCUGGACUGUCAUCCAGAGCAGGAGGGAUGGCUCCGUCAACUUCUUCAGGAACUGGGACGCCUACAAGAAUGGAUUUGGCAACAUAGACGGUGAGUACUGGCUGGGGUUGCUUGGGAUCUACAACUUAGGGAAGCAGUCUGACUACAGACUUCUAGUGGAGCUGGAGGACUGGAUGGGGAAGAAGGUGUAUGCUGAGUACAGCAGCUUUCACCUGGAGCCUGAGAGCGAGGGCUACCGCCUGAGGCUGGGCACCUAUCAGGGAAAUGCUGGUGACUCACUCAGCAGCCACAACGGCAAGCAGUUCACCACACUGGACCAAGACAAGGACGCCUUCUCAGGUAACUGUGCACACUUCCAUAAGGGAGGCUGGUGGUACAACUCCUGUGGCCAGGCCAAUCUGAACGGUGUUUGGUACUCCGGUGGGGUCUAUCGCAGCAAGUUUCAGGACGGAAUCUUCUGGGCGGACUACGGCGGAGGAUUCUACUCUAUGAAAGGAGUCCGCAUGAUGGUCAGACCCAUAGACUGAGACUAGAGAGGGAGAACCAUGACCAUCUUAACCCUCAACCAACACAUGUACAGUACUGCCUAUCUCAAACCCACUCACAGACAUUGACUACAAACAUUGUGUGACCUCAUUGUGUGAGGUGGCAUAGUAUUUCACAUGUGAAGCUAAUUUGCAGGCAGACGACAGGUUUUUCCUGCAGGCCUAGAGACCCUCAGCACUUCCUUUAGAAACUACUAAUAUCCAGGCAUCACUGGCAGCACUAGAAUUAGAGCAAGGAGUACCAGACAUAUCAGUUACAAUGGAGAAGAAAUCAAAACAACUGACCUAUGGUAUGGCAUUGAUACUGUACAUCCAUUCUAGACACUAGAGGUAAAAUGUUGCCUAUUUUAGAGGUGUGUAAAUAUCUUUAGUUGUAAUAACUUCUUAAGAAAGCAUUCAAUCUACUUUGUUCCAACUUCUCCAUCUUCUGAUGCUUUUAUGAUUCAUUUUUUAUAUGUUUGAAAUAAACCAGGCGCCAAGGUGAAGCUGUAACUCAUCCAACAGAAAACAUUGGGUUUUCUAUUCACUAUAUUUGUGCAUUAUGCAUCAUGUAUUGCACUUUCACAGCUGACUUAUGUACUCCAGGCUGUGUGGAUGUUUUUCUAAUUUUGCUGUUGAUCAAAUUUCAAUACGAGCCAGAGUCAAAACAAGUAUUAAUGGAAAAAAAGAAAAGGAAUUAUGGUUUGUUUUGUGUGGUUUUGGAGACUUAAAAAAUGCAGACGAAGCAGAGAGUUAGUGAGAGGCAUUGGAACAGCCAGCGAGAAAUGCAUUGCUGAAAGCCAUACAGGACAGAGAGAAGGGAAGAAGAGAA
Oncorhynchus masou masou (cherry salmon) is the source of this 2643-nucleotide messenger RNA. Its product is annotated as angiopoietin-related protein 1-like. The record is from RefSeq and is a predicted model, not a curated record. Gene Ontology annotation, biological process: cell surface receptor protein tyrosine kinase signaling pathway. The coding region runs from base 360 to 1814 and encodes 484 amino acids. The transcript has 5 exons. NCBI's taxonomy places the organism in Eukaryota, Metazoa, Chordata, Actinopteri, Salmoniformes, Salmonidae.